Yamadazyma tenuis ATCC 10573 is the source of this 327-nucleotide messenger RNA. RefSeq names its product mRNA splicing protein (gene SMD3). Gene Ontology annotation, cellular component: spliceosomal tri-snRNP complex; commitment complex; U12-type spliceosomal complex. NCBI's taxonomy places the organism in Eukaryota, Fungi, Ascomycota, Pichiomycetes, Serinales, Debaryomycetaceae. The record is from RefSeq and is a predicted model, not a curated record. Gene Ontology annotation, molecular function: RNA binding. Gene Ontology annotation, biological process: spliceosomal snRNP assembly; RNA processing.
AUGCCCAAAAUCGACAUACCUGUGAGACUAUUGACCGAGGCGCAGGGCCACAUCGUCACGGUGGAGUUGGUGACGGGUGAUACGUACCGGGGGAAGCUUCUUGAAAACGAAGAUAACAUGAAUUUAUCCCUCUACGACGUGGUGAUAACCAAAGGUCGCUCCGGCACCACCUCCCAUAUGAGCCAGGUAUUUGUUCGGGGGUCGAUGAUUCGGUUGGUUAUUGUUCCCGAGAUGUUGAAGAAUGCCCCCAUGUUCUUCAUGAAGCCCAGUGACAAGCCAAAACCACCUGUAAGAGGGCCUCCUCCCAAGCGAGUCAAGAGAUCUUAG